AUGUCUGGGAAAUAUUCUGUCGAAGAUCUGUUGAAGUUGCGAGCAUCACCGCUAAUAUGUAAACCUCCAAAUCUUCCACCCAUAGAGGAAUGGAUGGGUGCACAAGAACUGAGUGGCAGGAGGCCUAUCCCUCGAGGAAUCAAAGAUGAACAGCCGAUCCAGAAUGAACCAUUUCAAAAGAGACCGACCAUAAUUGACGCCCAGCGUCGAUCAACUACCGAUCCUGACCGUAUAGUUCUCGGCCCUCCUCGACGAUCAUUCGCUUCUAACGCCCGCGUGGCAAGCAAGUCGCAAGAUUUAGCAGACGAUUUGGGCAAUAACAAGGAACGGUCAACAUUGAAUGAUAAAUCCAGAAAUGGGGAAGACGUCGACUCCCGGCACCAUGAGCGGAGGUAUACCCAAACAAAUGGUCGCCACGGUAAUCGUCAAGAGAGCGAAGAGCCAGAGAUUGAAGGUCGUCGUGACUAUGACCGGAGGCCGAAGUGGGGAGGCAGAGACAGAAAUGAUCAAGACUUAGACAACGAUCAAGCAGCGGAAGAUUCGACACGUGGUUUCAGGAGGGACACGCAGUCGAGGGCGAAGCUUUCGCAGUCAUGGUUUAAAAGAGACAAUGGAGAUACUGAGGACGAUAAGACACCUGACUGGCGUCGUGAUCGUGCCAGAGACCGUGACUGGGACAGGGAUCGCGGUGCCAAAGUGGAAGCGGAACCCGAAUGGAUGGACUCGACAGAACCCGGAGAGCCUUUCCAAGCGCGUACCCAGGAGGACUUCCAACGCUGGAAAGAAAGGAUGAAGGCCGGCAGCGCCGCACCAUCUGACACCGUUGGAGCAGCUGCCCCCAGUCCAUCAGCUGAAGAGAAACCGGCCAAGAGAGUCGUUUCCGCCGAGCCAGACGACUCGAUGGACAAAUUCUUUGCCAGAUUCGAGUCCAAAGCGACCGAACAAAAGGCCGGGCCCUCAAAGUCACAUGGAAAAACACGUUUUGCGUCACUUUUCAGCCCUCCCACGGAACAAAAUAAGCAAGUCGAAAAUCCUACUCAGGCGUUGUUCACCGAGAGACCUACAUCUGCCCAAGCGACAGGUUCAUCGACGGAUGCUGACCAAGCUGGAUUCGCUCGCAUUCUCGAAAUGUUGCAGACACGAAGUAACAACCCGACUCCUCAAAACCAAGAGGGAGCAAAACCGAAAACACCUUUAUAUGCGAGGGCGACCGAGCCAAAGACCGAACCUGAAGCAAAGCCGCCCACGCCUACACUCUGGGCGUUACUGUCUGGCCAGCUUGAUUCUCAACCGCGGCAGUCUGAGCAAAUACACCCACCUGUCGCCCAGGAUAGAUAUACAGAGAGCAAAUCUCCAAUUGAACAAUCCACGCAUACACGACAGCAGUCUAGCAUCACCAAAGAUGAAGUUCUCUUGACCUUGCUCCGUCAAGCCAGCCUGGCACCCAAGCCCCAACCACCACCGCCUAUAGCCGCCGGGGGGAUGUUUGGCUUGCCUCCUCCGGAGCCCAGCAAUCGUGCGGUGCAGCCAAGAGGGCCGGUGAUUUCACCCAUCCAAGCACUACAAGAUCCAAUAGUGGCACAGCGAAGAGAGCCAAGAGGGUCCAUAUUCGACGAAUCACCAGUGUCCAUGUAUCAAAACGAACAGACGCAGCGCGAACAACCCGGUGGUAGGAGGCCGACCAACGGUGCCCAGCCCGUGUUUGCGGACGCACCUCUGAUGGCGCUUCUGCGUGGCCAAGCACCUCCACAGAGACAAAUGCAGCCUACACAACCACCUCAAGCACUUCCACCUGGUCUUCAACGACCUCCUGGACUGGAUCAAAUGGCACGACAGAAUCCAAGCUGGCCUCCUCAGCAGCCCCAGCAGCCCCCACCACAGCCUUCACGCCAGCCGUCCCUCCCACCUGGCCUGGCCAACCUCCCUCGGGGGAUGUCAGGGGCACCAUAUAGUCAACCCCAGCAGAUCCCGAAUCAGCCAACUCUACCACCAUCACAGCGCCCACAGCAGCCACAGCCACAACGUAAAUACACUGCUGAGUCUUCUGGAAUGCCCCCGAAUCUUCCCCCCGGUAUGUAUCCUCCGCCGGGUUUCAUGGGUGCAGGUCCACCACCAGGCUUUCCAGGUGGAGUGGCCAAUCAUCCGGCAGCCCGGUUUGGGGGUGAUCCAGCAGCUCAGCAACGAGCUCUCAUGGAGAUGUAUGGUGAAGUUGGCGUCAGAGGGCUGGGACUGAGAGGUGGUGCAGGGAGUUCUGGGAUGCCGCCGUAUCGGUGA
This is a messenger RNA of Fonsecaea erecta, 2274 nucleotides long. RefSeq lists its product as hypothetical. The record is from RefSeq and is a predicted model, not a curated record. Lineage: Eukaryota; Fungi; Ascomycota; Eurotiomycetes; Chaetothyriales; Herpotrichiellaceae. Bases 1 to 2274 code for a protein of 757 amino acids. The transcript is spliced from 3 exons.